UCAUCUGCCCCCAUUCCCCCCAAAACUGAAUUAACACACUCAGUUAAGUUAUUGUGAGAUUUUGUGAGAUAUGUGAAUUCUUUGUUUUCCUCUAGCUCCUCUUGAUCAUGCAGCUGGUGAUCCGCCGAUAUUGUCCCUCAGACAAGGACGCAGUGCUCACCCUGUUCAGCAAUGGUAUGCAGGAGCACAUCCUUCCAUGUUUUUACAACGCCAUGACCAGCCCUCUCUACCUCGCCAUCUCCCUGGCUCUGUGUGUCGCUGGCUACCUGCUCGGCUCCGUGUUAGGGGCUGUGGUGUUACCAGGAGCCUGGGUGGGCCUCCUAUACUACUGCUGCCAUGACCUAUAUGCCAGCUUAGUCAGGGAGAUAGUGCAAAAGGACAUGCAGGACAUCCCUGGGAUCUUUCUGAGCCGACCAGAUGACUGUUUCUGGGUGGCGGAGGCUGAGGUUGAUGGGAGGGCCCAGAUCAUGGGUACAGUGGCUGUAGUGGCCAAACUAAGAGGGGAAGAAAGACACGCGGAUCUGUGCAGAAUGAUUGUCUCACCAUCAUACAGACGGAUGGGCCUGGGCUUCAGGUUGGCUCAGACUGCGGUCGACUUUUGUAAGGAACGAGGCUUCUCCAAGAUGAUGCUGGAGACCAGUUCUCCAGCCACUGCUGCUGUGGCGCUGUACGAGAAACUGGGGUUCAGCCACGUCCUCUCAUACACCGAAACGCAGCUCUGUGUUUGGAAGGUAAUGCUGACCAGGGUGAAGGUUGUAAUAAUGGAAAAGCACCUGUAGUCCUGAAAUAGUCCUGAUCUGCUUCUGUGAUGUUCCUGUUAUUUUACUCCGUAUAUUUAACACAACUUUGUCUCACAAACAUGUCAGACCAACUUAUCUGUAUGUUUGUGAGAUGGACAAAUUGGCUUGAUUUCUU
Molecule: messenger RNA, 915 nt
Organism: Plectropomus leopardus (leopard coralgrouper)
Lineage: Eukaryota; Metazoa; Chordata; Actinopteri; Perciformes; Serranidae
Product: putative N-acetyltransferase camello
Molecular function (GO): N-acetyltransferase activity
Source: RefSeq, a predicted model, not a curated record